Messenger RNA from Hordeum vulgare subsp. vulgare (domesticated barley), 1560 nucleotides. Its product is annotated as auxin-responsive protein SAUR36-like. Gene Ontology annotation, biological process: response to auxin. Bases 1059 to 1478 code for a protein of 139 amino acids. The transcript has a single exon. Lineage: Eukaryota; Viridiplantae; Streptophyta; Magnoliopsida; Poales; Poaceae. The record is from RefSeq and is a predicted model, not a curated record.
AGCACCAUCCACGAUGCCUUCUAUGCGACCAAGCCUUUGAGACUAUCCACCACAUCAUCAUUGCAUGCCCAUUCACCCAACAGAUUUGGCACGAGGUCCUCGCGUGGUUUCGAUUGCUAGUAGGAUGCCCCAACCAGGAGGACUCGCUGCUGGACUGGUGGAACCGCGCGCGACACAACACCCCCCACCCACAGCGGAAAGGGAUGGCAUCCAUCACCCUGCUCCUACCCUGGAUGGUAUGGAAGCACCGCAACGAUUGCGUGUUUGACAGGGCACAACCCUCCAUUGCUGCACUAAUGUCAAAAAUCAAGGAGGAGGCUACCUUAUGGGCACGGGCUGGAGCCAAAGGGCUUCGGGUUAUCCUACAGCAGACAUGGGAUGUACACUAAGUAGCAUUAGAAUGCUUGUAUCCUGCCUCCUAGGAGGAUUGUAACAAACUCUAUCUUUUCAAUAUAAUGAAACCAACAAACACCUAACAUGCAGCUGCAGCUGUAAGUGCAAAGUACACACCCAAAAGCAAUGAAGUGAACUCCGCAUCUGCCUACGAAAGGCUCCUGGACCAUCAUGUGCCCUGUCCCCUAUGAUGCUGGUUCUGCACCUCCCUCAUUGCAAUCACGCAGUUGUGGCAAAGGUACGGAUAUAGAUCAUCCGAUCAUUAAAGUGAUUGCUUUUGAAUCAGCAUAUCUUUCAAUCUCCUGGUGUAGAAUGCUGAGCAGAAAAGAGCACAUCCAUAAAUCCUAGUCCCCGGAUGGUUGCAAAAUGCAUCUACCAAGUUUUAGCAUCAAGGACUGUACUACUGUAGUGCCUAGCCAGUAGCCCACUACCUUUGCCUAAACAGAAAGCCAUGGCCCAGCAAAAUCUGAUCUGAAUCUGGAUGCCUCCCUUUACAGCCACCAUUGCAUUCACCGAUCUCAUGGCCUUAUCCCCUUCCAAAUGCAAAUUAGUCAUAUGGUUGUGCCUAUAUAUUCAUGGGCUAGCUAGUAGUACACCACCACUUCAACAAAUUCACAGAUCAAGAAUUUCUGAGCUACAUACCUCAGAACCAAGAACACCCAAGCAUGGCCAUGAUCCAUCCCAGGAGACUUGCUCAGUUGGUGAGGAAGUGGCAAAAGGUCAAGAACCCCUCCAGUGAUGACGAAGCAUGCUGCACAACAUCACCCAUCGUAGGCAAAGGCCACCGUGCCAUGUACGCGGCCGAUGGAAGGCGGUUUGAGGUCCUCUUGGCAUACCUCGACACGACGGUGUUCGGCGAGCUGCUAAGGAUGUCUCAAGAGGAGUUUGGGUUUACAUGCGACGGCAGGAUCACGCUGCCCUUUGAUGUGGUGGUGAUGGAGUAUGCCAUGUGCUUGCUUAGAAGAAAUGCAUCGGAGGAAGUAGAGAGCGCGUUUCUGAGCUCUGCAGUGAUGCCUUGCCAAUAUCCAAGCAGUAAGGCGCCACCUGCAGCGCUUCACCAGCAGCUUGCAGUUUGUAGCUCCUGAAUAUAUUCAGAGUUCUCAUUGUUCUCCAUUUUGCAUCUGAAAAUAGUUGAACAUCGGAGAAUAGAAACUAAAUAUUAUCAUA